AUGAAUUGUUUGGUGGCAAGAUGUCAGUUGAGCACGUCUACUGUAACUUUACCAGCUCCCUCACUAGAGGGAGAAGAAAAAAUAUAUCCUGAAAAAAUUCAUAAAAUUGUAGAUGAUAUAAGUCGACUAACAUUACUUGAAAUAUCAGAUUUGAAUGAUUUGUUAAAGAAAAGAUUGAAAAUAACAGAAACUCCAGUAAUGCAGAUGGGCACAGCCAUCGCUGCUUCACCAAAAGUCCAAGAAGAAGAGGAAGUAGCGGAAGUAAAACAAGAGAAGACGUCAUUCACAGUUCGAAUUCUAAAAUUUCAAGAUGAUAAAAAAGUUGCUCUUAUCAAAGAAGUAAAAAACCUUGUAUCUGGGAUGAAUCUUGUUCAAGCCAAAAAAUUUGUUGAAUCAGUACCAAGUAUAAUAAAGUCAGAUAUUUCAAAAGACGAAGCGGAAAAGUUGAAGGCAUCACUAACAGCUGUUGGCGCAAGCGUUGAAAUUGAAUAA
Molecule: messenger RNA, 492 nt
Organism: Helobdella robusta
Lineage: Eukaryota; Metazoa; Annelida; Clitellata; Rhynchobdellida; Glossiphoniidae
Exons: 4
Coding region: 1-492 (163 amino acids)
Biological process (GO): mitochondrial transcription; translation
Cellular component (GO): mitochondrial large ribosomal subunit; ribosome
Molecular function (GO): structural constituent of ribosome
Source: RefSeq, a predicted model, not a curated record